Hippocampus comes (tiger tail seahorse) is the source of this 1636-nucleotide messenger RNA. RefSeq names its product peroxisomal biogenesis factor 13 (gene pex13). Gene Ontology annotation, molecular function: protein binding. The coding region runs from base 72 to 1277 and encodes 401 amino acids. Gene Ontology annotation, cellular component: peroxisome; peroxisomal importomer complex; peroxisomal membrane. The transcript has 4 exons. The record is from RefSeq and is a predicted model, not a curated record. Lineage: Eukaryota; Metazoa; Chordata; Actinopteri; Syngnathiformes; Syngnathidae. Gene Ontology annotation, biological process: protein import into peroxisome matrix, docking.
GAGAGGCGUUCAGGGGCUUUUGGUCUGAAACGCUUCGGGUUAUUUUGACACUUCGGGGCCAUUUUUGUGCGAUGGAUUCGCAACCGCCGCCAAAGCCGUGGGAACGGCGGAUUCCCGGGACCAUAGGUGCACCUGUAAAUUACAGGUCGACGGACUUUGGACCUCCUGCAGGCUCCAGUAUUGGCCCUCCCAUCCUGACCAGAGUUGCACCACCGCUGCCCCCACGUCCUGUGCAACAAUCUUACCGUCCAGCUUACAGCUCCUUCACCUCCUCUUACAGUCCCUACGGGAGCUCCAUGUACGGGGGCUACAGCCCCUACAGCCCCUACAGUGGUGGCUACGGCCUCGGAGGUUACAGUCGCUUCUCUCACGUGGAGGAUGCCGCCCCCAGUCGCUUCGUGCAACAGGCUGAGGAAAGCAGCCGCGGCGCUUUCCAGUCCAUCGAAAGCAUCGUCCAAGCCUUCUCUUCAGUUAGCAUGAUGCUAGACGCCACAUUUUCAGCCGUCUAUAACAGCUUUCGUGCUGUGCUGGAUGUGGCAAACCACCUGACACGGUUACGUGCGCAUCUCACCAGGGUUUUGUCAGCAUUUGCCUUGGUGCGCACUUUGAGAUACCUCUACCGACGUUUACAGAGACUGCUUGGUCGAGGGUCCGCUGCUGAGGUUGAGGAUUUAUGGGCGGACAGUGCAAGCGAUGCUCUGGCAGUACCCAGAGGCUCUGGAGCCGGAAUGGACGAUCAGACCGUUAAGUCGUGGCCAAUCAUUUUAUUUUUUGCCGUGGUCCUGGGUGGUCCUUACCUCAUUUGGAAACUGCUGAGCUCUGCCACUGGCUCUGAAGAUAGGGCGACUAACUGGGCCAGUGGAGAGGAUGACCAUGUUGUGGCAAGAGCAGAGUACGACUUUUCAGCUUCAUCCGAGGAGGAGAUUUCUUUCCGGGCUGGGGACAUGCUCAACCUUGCACCGAAAGAGCAACAGCCCCGUGUGCGCGGCUGGCUGCUGGCCAGCCUGGACGGUCAGGCAACAGGCCUCAUCCCCGCCAAUUACGUCAAGGUCCUCGGCAAGAGGAGAGGCCACAAGCAGGCAGAGAUGGAGAGGCUCACUCAGGUGCAGCAAGAGAACUCGCAGGACUCCCGGGCUGCCCUCUCCGCAAAUGGGAAUCCUUCGUCCGUGGAGUUGUUGGAGUCAGUGUACAAAGAAACACCAACUUCCACCAGUGUAGGACUUCCAAAUUGCAGUUCCAAUACAGUCGUUAACAUCCCGGAGAAAACUGACCUGUGAAUCUACUGCUAGUUUGAAUGUAUGCAAGUCUGUUUUUUUUUUUUUGUAAAUGACUCACUUUCACUGUUCAACUGUAAAUGUUGACUGAUUAACAGUAAAAGUAGUAUGUGGAACUACAGUAUCUUAUAAAGGGUCAAUUCACACAUUUUCAUGUUUCUUGGUUUAGAACCUGCGUUGGAACUUCGAGAGUUGUAAUAAAAUAAUAUAUAUAAUUUUAUUUGUGUAGUCCUGAUGUUGAUCAUGUUUAAUUCAAAAUGCGUGUGUUUAUAAUGAGAAGCAACUGAUUUUGACCACCCCCGGAAACAGCAUAAAUACAUAGUAAAAUUAUUUUGUCAAAUAAAUCAUUUGAAAAAGCUUAA